GUGAGCGGUAAUCCUAGGAACCGUUGCUUCGAUGGAGCGGGAAUGGCGGGCUCCUCCGACGAGUCCACUCCUCUUCUCCUCUCCGCUCCCCCCGAUUUCUAGGGUUUCCUCCGAUCCCCUCUCGCGUGCGGUAACCCGUGUCCCCCUCCGAUUCUCGCGUCCAUUGCCCUAACCCUGUUCCCCGAAUUUCCCCAUUCAAAUCGCGCGCCUUAACUGGGGAAGCCUCCCCCGGAUCGGCGCCUCGCUUCCUUUCUCGGCGAAUUGUUUCAUUAAAUUUGAUUUUUCCUCAUUUUUUUUUGCGGUUGUUUCUGUGUGAUUUGAUUUGGAUCCGGGUGGAUUCGGUGGAUUCGGUCGAUUUGGUUGAGUUGACUGGGUUUUGCAUUUGUUGAUUCGGUAAUGGGAUUUGGAUUUGGUGGUGCCAUGGAUUUGAUUCGUGUUUUGAGGAUUUUAAUGGUGUUGGAUUUCAAUCCGUUCGUACAUUGUAGAAAGUAGUUGGCAAAAUCAAGCUGGAGAAUUGGAUUUACAAGGGAGUGGUGUGGAAUUAAGAUUUCGUCAUCGAAUUGAAUUGGAUUUUGAUAUAAUUUGUUGUGGAAAGAGAUGGAUUCGGCGAAGAGUUGGUUCCAAAAGCUGCAGCCUAAGGAGAAAUCCACAAUGAAGAAGAAAGAUCUGCCACCCCAUGGAAAAGAAGGAAAUGAUGAGGCACCGUCGAAUGCUACAAAGCAACGAGUUGCGGCGGCUAAGCAAUAUAUAGAGAAUCAUUACAAAGAGCAGAUGAAGAAUUUGCAGGAGCGUAAGGAGCGGCGUUAUAGUUUGGAGAGGAAGCUAGCAGAUGCUGACAUGUCUGAAGAAGAGCAGAACAAUAUUCUGAAGUACUUGGAAAGGAAAGAGACAGAAUACAUGCGUCUUCAGAGGCAUAAAAUGGGUGUUGAUGAUUUUGAGUUGUUGACAAUGAUAGGAAAGGGUGCAUUUGGCGAGGUCAGGGUUUGUAGCGAGAAGACCACUGGAAAUGUAUAUGCUAUGAAGAAGCUAAAAAAAUCAGAGAUGCUACGUCGAGGACAGGUUGAGCAUGUUAAGGCUGAAAGGAAUCUUCUUGCGGAGGUUGACAGCAGCUGUAUCGUGAAGCUAUAUUGUUCCUUCCAGGAUAAUGAGUACUUGUACCUUAUCAUGGAGUAUUUACCUGGCGGUGACAUGAUGACUCUUCUUAUGAGGAAAGAUACAUUGACCGAGGAUGAAGCCAGAUUUUAUGUUGGAGAGGCAGUUCUUGCGAUAGAAUCUAUCCACAAACACAACUACAUUCAUAGAGACAUCAAGCCUGAUAAUCUGUUACUAGACAGAUAUGGUCACCUUAAGCUGUCAGAUUUUGGAUUGUGCAAACCAUUAGAUUGUAGUAAUUUUCCAAACUUACAUGAAAAGGAUAUUUCACAAGGGAAGAACUAUAGUGGAUCUUUACAAAGUGACGGACGACAAUCUUUGCCAAAAAGGACUCAGCAAGAACAACUGGAGCACUGGCAAAAGAAUAGAAGAACUUUGGCUUACUCUACUGUUGGCACACCUGACUAUAUUGCUCCAGAAGUUUUACUGAAGAAGGGUUAUGGGAUGGAAUGUGAUUGGUGGUCACUUGGAGCUAUAAUGUAUGAAAUGCUGGUCGGUUAUCCACCAUUUUACUCAGAUGAACCUAUGGCAACAUGCAGGAAGAUAGUAAAUUGGAGAACACAUUUAAAGUUUCCUGAAGAAGCAAGGAUAUCUGCAGAAGCAAAAGAUCUUAUCAGUAAGCUGUUAUGCAAUGUCGAUCAACGUCUUGGCACAAGAGGUGCUGAUGAAAUAAAGGCCCACCCUUGGUUUAAAGGAAUUGAAUGGGACAGAUUAUACCAAAUGGAGGCUGCAUUUAUACCUGAGGUUAAGGAUGAGUUGGACACUCAAAACUUCGAGAAGUUUGAAGAGUCUGAGGAUCAGACUCAGACUUCGUCAAAAUCCGGCCCUUGGAGAAAGAUGCUUUCCUCGAAGGAUUUAAAUUUCGUCGGCUACACAUAUAAGAACUUCGAGAUUGUAAACGACAAUGAAGUGCCUGGGAUGGCUGAGCUGAAGAAGAAGAGUAAAUCAAAGAGACCAACUAUCAAGUCUCUCUUUGAAUCGUCCGACGGUGAUGACGAAUCCGACGAACCCGUUGAAGGGAGCUUCCUCAAUCUCUUACCUUCCAAACUCGAGGUCUCGAAGAGCCAAAGCUCAUCAUCUUAGAAAUACUUGCAAACGAUUUUUUUACUUUUUUUUUUCUUUUUUGUGCAAAAAAGAAAAUCAUUUGUUCUGCAUUUGGGCAGAUUAUAACCUUUGUAUAUUAUAUCUCGUGAACGUAAAUAUUUUUUCUUCUUUUCGAACUAAUUGUGUGAUAAUCUCUUUUUUUGUUGUCA
This is a messenger RNA of Ananas comosus (pineapple), 2405 nucleotides long. Its product is annotated as serine/threonine-protein kinase tricorner-like. The transcript has 13 exons. Lineage: Eukaryota; Viridiplantae; Streptophyta; Magnoliopsida; Poales; Bromeliaceae. Gene Ontology annotation, molecular function: ATP binding; protein serine/threonine kinase activity. The record is from RefSeq and is a predicted model, not a curated record. The coding region runs from base 598 to 2235 and encodes 545 amino acids. Gene Ontology annotation, biological process: intracellular signal transduction; peptidyl-serine phosphorylation.